AUGGUGAGUGUUUCGGUUCUCGCUGUCUAUCUAUCGUUACUUAUUGGGAUAAAAUAGUUGAUAUACGGGAUUGAAACUUUAUUUUAGAAUGGGAGAAUGCUGUCACAUUGGUUCUGAUAGUGGCUGGUGACAUUACACGCAAUAUUGGAGUCGCUGUGAGCUGAUAAUGGGCAAACUGUAAUUGGCUAGUUAGCUAAACAAAGAUGUCAAAAUGUGAUUUAUCUUUUACUCAGAGCCGAAUCAAGGACUUUGUCUACGCUCUGCAGCUAGUGUAACGCCAACAGAUCGUGUUUGAAGACGAAAAGCACGACUAAAGAUGCAUUGUGGAGCCUUGUUUUUACAUUUACAGCAAAGGCAGAGUACAUUUACAUUAAAACUGACGAAAAACGUGUCUUUAGUUCUGAACUACGUUGUUGUUUGUUUGUUUCUGAAAUUGUCGGCUGUUUUUUAUCCUAAUAUAAUCCUGCUAUUUCCUGUCUAACUGAAUGGCAUCUCAUGUCUGCAGGCAAAAGCAACUAAAGUGAAAGAGGCACUGGCUAAAUGGGUGAGUCUUAUCCAAAUUAACUUAAGAAACUAGGAUGAUAUACUGUAUGAUUCUGUGCCUUAGACCUGCUUCAGUGGCCAAUUAAAUCUAUUGAUUGUCUUGUUUGAGUUUAUUUGUGGGAAAGAGAAGUUCUGAUCUUGUGGCCUAAAAACUUUCCGGUACCCCCCCCCCCCCCAAAAAAAAAAAAAAAAUUAAAUAAAAAAUAAAUAAAUAAAUAAAUAAAAAAUGUUCUCUUUAAAAAUUAGCUUUGUUGCUUUAUUGAACUGGAGUCAUACUGCAAUAACUUAAAUAAAUGAUGCACCACCUUAAACCAAAUGCUUUGACAGGAAAGCAAUUUAAGCAGCAUAAUAAGUCAACAACAUGAUGUAGUGGACUGCUGACAGAUGGAUCAUUAUGGAGCUGUGUUUUUUGUAUGCUAGAUGUAAUUUUUGUAUUUGUGUGUUUCUGUGUGUGUCAACAGGAGGAGAAGUCCGGAGAGAAAGCGAGCGAGGCUACAGAAGUUAAACUGUAUGGUCAGAUUCCUUCUAUAGCCAAAAUGGGUGCUUCGCUCUCUACACUCUCAAAAUGCAAGUGAGUCCUUCACCAGAUCUGUGUCUUAUCUGGACUAGUUUUUAUACUAUACAACACAUAUUGAUGUGCUUUAUUUGUACAGCAAUUAAUCUGACACUGGCUAUAUGCUGGAGCCUUCCUGAAAGGUCUAACAAUUCCCCUCACAUGGUCAAAAUGAACAAAAAAUGGCAUUUUGCUUUGUUUCAUGCAAGGAGUUUUAUAAAAUCGCUGGAGGAUUUGCAAGGAUUUGAAAAAUUGUUUUAAUUUGAAUAUUUUAGGGACUUAACCUCACCUAUAACUUAAUUGUCAGAGUGGUGUCAGUGUAGAUAUAAAAGGCUAAAAUAAAAAAGCUUCUUUCUGUGCACCUUCAGUCAAAGCAGUGUGGUGCCUGGUUAGUGAGGUCAGUUUCCUUUGCAAAUACAAUUAAACCAAUGAAAGCCAAUCUCCUGUCAGCUUUUGUCUCCUGUUGUAACUGUUUGGAGCAACUUACAAACACAAAUGAGUGAUAAACUGAUACUUCAGUCAAGGUCUGCUGAUGUUACCUACAUAAACAUGCAGAUUGGAGAUAACCACAGACUCCAAAACUGAAACAUUAAUUGUGUUUAAGUCAUACCAGCAUGUCAUUUUUCAAAUACCUGAUGAGUAAAUGGUCUGUGUCCUCCACAGGAAACUCUCUCUGUCCACAAACUGCAUUGAUAGAAUUGCUAAUCUUAACGGCUUGAGUGAGUGCUCACUGCAUGAACACAGACAGUAUCAUCACACAUGAUCACACUCAUCAGUUUAUAUGAACUUCAGUAAAAUUAUUUUUUUAUGUGCUUCCAGAGAACUUGAAGAUAUUGUCAUUAGGAAGAAAUAAUAUAAAGACUUUAAAUGGGCUGGUAAGUCACAUUAGAAGCAGAGUUUAUACCCAGCAGUUGUUAUACUUGUACAGCUUUAGUGAUUUACAAAUGAACGCUUUGUAGAGUCAUACCUACUAUGUAGUGUGUUUUUAUUUGUGAAUGUUUGAGCAGGAAGCAGUAGCAGACACAUUAGAAGAACUUUGGAUCUCCUAUAACCGGAUAAAAAAACUGAGGGGAAUCUCCGUUAUGAAGAACCUCAAAGUCCUCUACAUGUCCAACAACCUGGUCAAAAAUUGGAGUAAGCUACAUUCAUGAACAAAGUUCACAAAAUAAGAUAGUUGGAGGAGUAAUGUUUGACCCUGUUGGUGCAUUAACUGCAUUUUUGGGGCAGUUUUCAAAUGGACAUGAAAACUUAAAUGACUCAGUGACUCUGCAUCUUAAAGAAAUAACUGUAUCUUAUAUUUAACUUUAUAUACUGUUGGUUUGUUGUGGCCUUUUUAUAUUGUAUAAAGUUUGUUUCCUGUCUUGUGCAGGGGAGUUUAUGAGGCUGGCUGACCUGCCGUGUCUCGUAGACCUGGUGUUUGUUGGAAAUCCUCUGGAGGAAAAGUACUCAGCUAAGGGAACCUGGAUGGAUGAAGCCUCGAAAAGACUCCCCAAUCUGACAAAACUAGAUGGUAAAAAUGGGGCAGUAGCAUUUAUUAAGACGUUCUUAAUCCUAACCAAGAACUCAUAUAUGAGCAAAGCAAUAAUUUACUGGUCCUGGCUCUUGUGCAUGUUGAAGUACUUAAGUGUACUUAUUUUAACUCAUUUUUUAAGAUUAUUUACAGUUGACUAUUUUGAUAAGUCAGGUGUGGUCAUUUGAUGUUGGAUGAGCUGAGCAAAAAAAAUGAUUUGUUCAGAAAAUAGAAAACAGAAAAAGUUCAAACAAAGGGCUUUGGGGGGUAAUAAGAGAGCUAAAUCUAGCCCAUGAUCCCUGACAAAGAAAUGUCAUAAACUGAACCAAGUUAGAUGACUGAGUUUAAAAUUUGGUUUAAAUAUCAAUUGAAGAAAAUGAAAAGAAAUGUAAUUUCAAGCAUUUUUAAGUGUUUUACAGGGUGUUUUAUGAGUACCACCUCCCACACCCACACCGCACCUGUUGUGGAAAGUCCAGCAUAAUCAAUGCACAGGAGACAUGAUGAGAUCUGAAGAACAGCCUGGGCGUCUUUAAUAGUACAGAUGUAGAAAUUAGUACAGAUGACAAACAGAGUCUCGACCAAGACCCAAGGAAGCCUCUCUAGCUUUACUUCUACUCUCUUUUAUGCUGUGUGUGUGUGUGUGUGUGUGUGUGUGUGUGUGUGUGUGUGUGUGUGUGUGUGUGUGUGUGUGUGUGUGUGUGUGUUCUCCAGAAGGCCCCUCAUGAUGACAUGUCUGCCCCACGACACUUUGUUUAGGUUCGUCUUGACCCUGGCAGAGAUUACAUGUUCCAACAGACAGAUAGUUUGGGCUCCUGCAAGACAGCCUUGCUUACAAUCUCAUGGUCGUGGGGCAGCAAGAGCAGGCCAACCUAGACUAUUUGUAGCUUCUUACUAAAAGAUAAUUACUCUAUAUUUCUUAACCUAAAUGUAUGAAGACAUUCCCCUACACAUCCUCCCUUUGAAAGUUCUUACUUUCAUAAAAACCUGAUCAUCAUAUCAAACACUAAACAUCCUUAUGUGAUUAAAGAAACAAAAAUCAGUACCAUACCAUACCGUAGCUAGGAUCAUUUCAAAUUAUAUCAGCGCGUAAGACUGAAAACCCUGCUCGGCUGUUUCAGCAGGGAAAGAAUCUUACGGCCCCGCGCCCUGGCGACCAUCCAUUUCCUGGAUGCGCUGACAUAAUUUCAUUUGCAUAGAGGAAAGUGUCCACAUUUGAUAAUAUCAUUACAUUACAUUACACAAACAUGUUGUUUGUGUUGCUCAAAGUCCAUUGCUCAUCUUCUUCUCCUUCAAAGUCCAGGAACCGUUCAGGUCCCUCAGUCCCUCCUUGAUUAGUCACACACUGUGCCAGCUGUUUUGGUGGCAUUUCCUGUAGUUCAUGGGCCAGUGUUCGGUCCACCAUAAGUCCCAUCUCCUCCGUCAGCUUCCAACAAUGUCUCCAAAGGAUGUGUACGAUGCGACAUGUGAGAAAGGAAACCAGAAUUAGGGCUAUCGCAGCACUCAUGGCUGGGCCAAAACGGCUCUCAUUCAUCUAAAAUUUGGACCACCCAGUCCAUUAACAGGCCCCCCUUACCAGCAUUCUCCCGCAUUUCCACUUUAAACUUUUCUUUACCCUUCAUAGCUUUAGAAAAACCUCUCCCAGGGGCUUGUUCUGUUAGAAAUGUAUCUGCAACAGUACUUUCCAAACUUUUAAGACACAUCUUGUCUCUUCAAAUACCCAAUUUAAUGCUUGUCUGUAUUGACAUGUUAGUGGACUUGUUACAUGUAAAUAUCCUUUAAUCUAAACAUCUUCCCUGAAUCAUCAACAAAUGAAAUCAAACAAAAUCAAAUCAAACACAUCUUUCUUUCACAUAAUUACUUAAUUUUACGUUUAAAAACAGUUCUUCUCUUAUUUGUAAAAAUCUGGCAAAAAUCUCUUCCCCAUUUACAACCUCCAGCUGUUAUUUUAUUGCCACACACGACUUUUCAGCAUUCAUUUUACUCCCUAUGUGAUAAAUUCAUCUGGAACCCUUCCUCCAAUAUAUCUUAUCUACUUAGUAUGUAGGGCUCUCUUGUUUCUGAUUAUCUAUAUAAAAAAAAUUCUUUUUAAUUUCAUUAUCUAUUUAACCUAAUUGUAAAUCUGUAAUAACCUGUGAAUGUUGGCAUGGGUUGUAGCUCUGUCUGGAGUGGUGUGGAUUGUGUUUUGGGUUGCAUCGCACUCACCCGCGAUAACAAUGUCUCCCACUUCUUCUUCUCACAGCUGUACUGGCACCAGUUUGACCUUCACCCUCAUUGUUGUCAUCAGUCUCUCUCUCGGUCUCUCUCCACACAUUGUCCCUCAGCAGCAACACCAGGAAAACAGUUACUUUCAGGACGAGUGCUACAGUCAUUCUGGGAGUGUCUCUUAUCAAGUCAUACUUCCCUUGUUUUUUCUGGGCAGUCAGUGGUAGAUGACGCCACAUCAUAUUGCCCUCUUCUUGCACUGAAGUAGAGUUCACCAGGACCAAAGUGUUCAGGUCUUCUCCUCGUUCCUUGUGCCACCCUCCUCAAAGGACGGUGAUGUACACCUGAUGCUCUGGCUUGACUGGCCUCCACCUCUUGACUGGGAUCAGAUUUUGGCACUCCUCCUGCUAAUCGAUAGAUCUUUGCAUCGUAGUUAGCUGCCUCAUAUAUUUAAUUCACUAAUUUUCAGCUGCUCAAGCGAAAAACUUAAUUAUUUAGCCGCAGUAAAGCAUAGCUUUGUAAGUUAGUCAAUCAUGCAGUGAAAGAUUUAUCUCAGUGCUUUUGAUUGUGAAAGCUCAUAAGCGCAAGUAGCAAAGCAUCUUCCUAUAGGUUAGUGUUAGUGCAAACUCUCUGAUCAGAUAUUUACUUGAGAGAUUAACUUUCUUCCCCAAAAUGAUGUACCAAAUCAUGCAGUGAAAGAUUUAUUUUGACUCCAAGAUCUUUUGAUGGUGUUGCUUCCAUCCAUCGACUGAACCCGUCAUCAUUACAAACAUGUAACAUAUCCCUUGGCAGUUUUAACCAUGUCCAUAUUGUCUAUGAAUAGAUUUCUAAAAGCGUCUCUCUGGAACUGGAAAGUGUCCCACUACUGUUUUAUUGUUCUCUUCAAUUUAUCUAACAAAACACAUAUCACAAUGACCCAAAAGUUUAUCAACUAUUGUCAGCAUAUUCUAAAAAUGUCGUUUUAAUUGUCUCAUCAUCUCCCCCCUUGCACAGUGUGAAUCACUGUGAAGGUCAGAUCCUAAGUUUGUUUGUUAAUACUACUGGUACAAAAACUAGUUAUUUGACUCUAAACCAUUUUCUGUGGCCUUACUGGCCUUUGAUAGCUUCCUAUUACUUUUACAUUAGGUGGCACAUCUGUGAGGAGUGUGUGUGGAUUCAGCACAGCUGCAUUUAGAUUCAUCAGUAUUAAACUAACAGAACAGGAAUGUUACAAUGCUAACGUCACGAUAUUUACUUUAAAACUAUAAACCAUAACUGUCUACUUACACACCUUGCGGUGAGCACCAAAUUUGAAUGUUACUUCUACAUAGGGCUCUUUGGUCUAUAAGGUCAACAGGGUUAAAAUUAAAACUAACAAUUAACUUUUUCCAUCAUCCACAAAAAUCACACUGUAGUAAGCCACCAUUUUCACAUUGUCUGGGCUGGGGCCCCCCACCACAGCUCCAGCCAGAGGCGUCCCUGGUCUGGGCAGUUGUCAAAAAUGUCCGGUAUGAUCACAUCCCCAGCAGGUCUUUGGACGUCACACGUCCGUCAGAAUUCCACUCUCUCCCCCUGCCGGGAUAUAUCCUCUCUAUGGAGCAGGGUUCUGUCUGAGGAUAAACAUUCACAACAGGUGAUUAAACAGGUUACUGUCACAGGUUUUACCGCAGUUAGCAUCUGCAUGGUCUGCAUCGCUGGGUCUCUUCUGCAGUGUCUUCCUUAGAGGUGGCCACCAUCGUGGCCUGAGUCUGUACUCCACAUCACAUCACAAUAUGCAUUGAACUCACUCCCAUCUAUCAUGGGAUUCGUCAUCCAACCUUGUUUUGCCUUGCGCAGAGACUUCUCCAUCGUCUUAGUUCCCAGCAGUUGAGCCAAGAGUGCUUUCAUGUCUGGUGUAGUCAACAUUUUCUUUACAGUUCAUCCUCAAAAACCGAUAUCCAUCUCCCUGCCCCCUGUUCAGUUUGUGGUAGUCUGGCAAUCAGCCCAACAAGGUGUGUGGUUUUCCACAGCACAUAGCUAGCCUGUGUGCCAUUUCUUAAGAUUGAAAACAUACUAUCAGUGCAUUUCCAAGCGAACAUAAUCUAGGCCAGGGGUGUCAAACUCAACCACAGCAAGGGCCAUAAUCUGGAUUUCAGUCUAACCUCAGGGCCAAAGAGGGUUAACAUUUCACCAAAACUGUCAAUUUCCUUUUCAAAACAUAUGGGAAAAAAAAUAGCAAUGAUUAUAAAUCAUUUGGAAAUUCAAAAGAGAUAAAUAAGAAAAAAAUAAUAAUAAUAAUAAUAAUAAGUUUAAAGGCAACCUAAGAUAGAAAAGUUUUAGUUUUUAUUCUAUUCUUAUUUAUUAGUUCAAAAGAUCAUCGCAUGAGUAAGAAAAAACAAAUAAUAUAAAGUAUGAAAAUGACACAAAUCUUUGAACAUGUCCAGUACUUUUAGUUCCAUAUCUCUUGUUUUUGCGUGUUUUACUUUAUCUUUGUGUUUAUGGCCUUAGAUUCGCUGCUCCAAAUCCUCACACACAGCCAAAUCAGAUGUGCCUCCCCUAGGUCAUAAAAAUUCAAACCCCUUGACUCAUUGUUCCCAUUUCUUUGUAAGUUUUUGGAUAUUUUUAAGUGAUCAGGAUAUUUACACCCUACCAGUGCAAUUGGAGUUAAACUAAUCUUCCCUUUCUGAUCAUGGUUUUUGUAAAAUUUAUUAUUCAAAUGAGCACACACAUCAAAACUUGAUCCCCAGCAGUUUUGUAAAAUUCCCAAAAAAUACACAGUAUAAAGCUUUUGCCUUAACUGCAGUUCUAUAGCAAUAGUCAGUAUUGAUAUUAACAGCUUCAAUAAUAUUUAAAAAACCCAGUAUUUUGGCAAAAACAGCAGAUGUAUAGAAGCAACUCUUAGAUUUGAAGUUUUAGAAGUUUCGCACUUGUGGUACCUCAUUUCUUUUUCCCCUUUUUGUAUCUUUUAUACUUUUACAAAUAUUAUUUCAGCAGCUUUAACACAGAAAAUUGGUUACGGAGCAUAAGACGUGUUCACAACAAAAAAAAAAAACAAACAUAAUAUUCGAGCAUAAGCUAAAACCUUCAUAUCAGGAGUGUUCAUCAUGGUACUAGGAACAGAACCUCUUUCCCAGGAGUAUUUAACCUUCUAUGUCUCAACUGAUAACAUGACCGCAAUGAGCACAGUAUUCACAUAAACAACUAUGAAAUAAACACAAGUGAGGAAAACACAGCAAUCUUUGACUAACAUAACACACACACAGAUGCAGAGUCUGGCUGUGAACACUGCCAGAGAACUUAGUUGACACAGAACAAAACAGACACACACAAACAUCCAAUCAACCCACACACUUCACUUUUUCAUCACACAAUGGUAUACCCUUUCACACGUGUUUGAAGUCAAAGUCAGUCACUGGUUUCAGUCAGCAGUCUUCUAUUUUAAUUCUUGUUUUGAUUUCUUCAAUUUUUCCAAUUUGUGUGAUUUUUUUUCAAUUUGUGUGAUUCUUCUACAAUUGGUCAGGAGAUAUGGGACGUGCUUGUUCAAUUGGGAUCCUUGAAUAGGUUUUUCAGCCUAUCCUUAUUGACCUCUUUUUCUAUCUCCUGCUCAUCAAGCCAAUCUGUAUCUGUAAUUUAAGUCCAAUUAUAACACUGAUUUUGUGAGGUCUUCGACAUAUAAAAGAGAUAUAUAUGUUCAUUUCAAAUAUCUACUAUUCCGUCAUUAUACUUAUUCGGCCCUCUAGAGUUCUGGAUCAGAAUUUAGGAGGAAAUAUGCCACUUUCGUUCUCCUUUUGGCUUUUUCUUAAGCCUCAGCGGAACUUCGCAUGACAAAUCCACUUUCUAGUGGAGUUUUCCAGAAAGAAAAUCCACGUAUGUAUUACGAGAUGAAUCUGCUCGUCCAUCAGCUGCCACCUUUCAGAGCUCAUGAAAGAUGGUCUAAAAUUCACAGUUCAACAAUGGACAGACACACUCGUGUCUGCCCCUCCCCUUGUUAUCCCAAAAAUUACCCUGAACCUUUUUAUCUCCAGGCAUUCAGCCUAAAAAAAAAAAAACACAUCACAACCCGGGCCCGGCUGUCUCCCCAAGCUACUGGCCAGUGCUUUUCUGCACCCAGCCUAUAGCGUCACAUAUGACAAUCUCACACCUAUAGCAGCAUGAGGCAAUCUCACACUCUGAAGAAGACGAAGUGCUUCUGCACCCAGCCGAUAGCUUCACAUGUGACAAUCUCACACUUAUAGCAGCGUGAGGCGGUCUCACCCUUUAGGAAGACGAAGUGCUUCUGCACCCAGCCUAUAGCUUCUCACACAUAGAACAGCCUAUGGCUUCUACAUAUGGCAUCUCACAUAUGCAGCAGCCUAUAGCUCUACAUGUGGCAUCCCUCAUAUGCAGCAGCCUAUAGCUCUACAUGUGGCAUCCCUCAUAUGCAGCAGCCUAUAGCUCUACACGUGGCAUCCCUCAUAUGCAGCAGCCUAUAGCUCUACACGUGGCAUUCCUCAUAUGCAGCAGCCUAUUGCUCCUCAUAUGGCAUUCAUCACAUGCAGUAGCCUACAGCUCCUCAUAUGGCAUUCAUCACAUGCAGCAGCCUACAGCUUCUCAUAUGGCAUUCAUCACAUGCAGCAGCCUAUAGCUUCUCAUAUGGCAUCCCUCAUAUGUAGCAGCCUACAGCUCUACAUAUGGCAUCUCACACAUGCAACAGCGUGAGGCAAUUUCACACAGUCAACUGCAGUUUCUCUUAAAUCAGCUGAUAUAUAUUCAAUUUCAAUUGGCUUCCUCACAAAUUUAGCAGACUUUGAUCAGCUGACUGCAUGCAUGCAGUUUUCUCAGACUGUCUUCAUUCCCACUGUCUCCUCUUAUUUCUAUUCUAGGUUCUUUGAUUCGAAGAGGACAGAGAACAGUAGUCCGCACCACCUCACAGGGAGAAGAACUCUCAACCAAAUUUUAGGAAAUAUGCUACCUUUUUCUUUUUGUGCGCACAGAGUGUCCUUAUCCCAUGUGAAGUUCGCAGAACCAUGGUCCCUUGUCCCCCGAAACGAAUUCUGGCUAAAGCUCGCCAAUUAUGUUGUGGAAAGUCCAGCAUAAUCAAUGCACAGGAGACAUGAUGAGAUCUGAAGAACAGCCUGGGCGUCUUUAAUAGUACAGAUGUAGAAAUCAGUACAGAUGACAAACAGAGUCUCGACCAAGACCCAAGGAAGCCUCUCUAGCUUUACUUCUACUCUCUUUCAUGCUCUGUGUGUGUGUGUGUGUGUGUGUGUGUGUGUGUGUGUGUGUGUGUGUGUGUGUGUGUGUUCUCCAGAAGGCCCCUCAUGAUGACAUGUCUGCCCCACGACACUUUGUUUAGGUUCGUCUUGACCCUGGCAGAGAUUACAUGUUCCAACAGACAGAUAGUUUGGGCUCCUGCAAGACAGCCUUGCUUACAAUCUCAUGGUCGUGGGGCAGCAAGAGCAGGCCAACCUAGACUAUUUGUAGCUUCUUACUAAAAGAUAAUUACUCUAUAUUUCUUAACCUAAAUGUAUGAAGACAUUCCCCAGCCCAUGAUCCCUGACAAAGAAAUGUCAUAAACUGAACCAAGUUAGAUGACUGAGUUUAAAAUUUGGUUUAAAUAUCAAUUGAAGAAAAUGAAAAGAAAUGUAAUUUCAAGCAUUUUUAAAUUAAAUAAGUGUUUUACAGGGUGUUUUAUGAGUACCACCUCCCACACCCACACCGCACCCUGA
Xyrichtys novacula (pearly razorfish) is the source of this 10474-nucleotide messenger RNA. The record is from the annotation of a GenBank genome assembly. Lineage: Eukaryota; Metazoa; Chordata; Actinopteri; Labriformes; Labridae.